CGUGUCUUACACGGGAGCCAUCGUCUCCUGGUCGACCUCGGAGCCCUGCUUGGAGGACUAUUACCAUAUUAUGUACAGGCCUAACUGGAACAGUAUCUUCUCCAGUUACCUGCGCUACAGCUUCCAUCACGAGGAGAAGGUACCUAGAACCAUCACCUCCGUGGCACUGGAACACCUCGCCCCUUCCACUCUCUACUUCCUCUGUAUCAGCUGCAAGAAGGCUGCCUUCCCAUACAGUCACUACUGUACCAUGUUCCACACCCUGGAUAAGAGUCCGCUGGCUGCGGGGGGCUCCCUGGUGGACCCCCAAAUUUCCCUUUGGGUGCUGAUGGCCAUCCUUCUGGCCUGCUUCACUGCGGUGUUGGCCUUCAUCUGCCUCCAGUUCUGGUGCAUCCGCUGUCAUGAGCCUCGAUGGUCUUACAGAGCUGGCCACAUGGAGGAAGCCAAUGGAUUGGUAAGAUGGCCGGAGGAGGCCCCAGCCCUGGGUCAGAGGGAAGAAGACCUGCAAGGGCUCCCCCUGGUGGAACUGCCACGCAAGAACUCUGGGAUGAGAGCAGAAGCUGAACGGGAAGCAGAAGCCAACCAGGAUGUGUUGGGUGUGGUGGUCUUAGCUAGGGAGGGUGGCAACCAACCAGCCGUACUGCCUCACUAUAGAGAGUGAGCAAUGGGGAGGAGAUGGCCCAUUUCACACAGCCUAAAAAUGCUCUGUAUACUGCGUCCUAUGUGAAAAUUUGUCUAUAGGUCACCCACUGCCCUCCUCUCAGAUUUCAGUGCUGUAUAGAUGAGUGGGGUUGGAUGGAUGCCAAAUGACAACGGUCCCCAAGCUGGAAAACACAGACCCUCCAGGUAUGUCAGGGGCAAACAAGGCCUUGCUUCAGUGGCGUUCACUUGGAGGCCUAGCUAAGCACUGCAGUGCAGGCCUUGCUUCAAUACUAAAAUCAGCUGCAGCCAUAUCUCACAGAGAGAGCAAGUAGCCAGACCUGAAUCUGACACUCUACUCGGAAGAAAUGCUGAGUCAGAUAUGGACCCUGAGCUUUGCUUUCCGUCGUUCUUUUUAAAAGGAUGAAGGCCUCCUUCUACUUCCGGGCAAUCGCACACCACACCCUGCGUCUCCAGGUUCAUUGUUUUCUAAAGCCACAGACUGGAGCAUCACUAUUCACCAUCAGCAGCUGACACCUUUUAUUUAAACUGACCACAGCUUUAAAACGCAGACUCUUAGGAGGCAGCUUUGUGUUAUCCCAUAAACAAAAACCCAGGGCCCUGCUGUUAUAAACAGAAGGGAACAGGUGUAAGAAUAAAUACAACAAAAUAGUAUUAAAUUUGAUGACUCAUUCUGCCUGCUAAUGCCUCUGGCUUUAAGAGCAUCUCUCUUGUGUUCGACCAAAGGAGAGGCUAGCCAGUGCUGAAGAGACUAGCAUCUCUUACCUUUAUAUAGCAAAAGGUUUGGAAGAGAAUUGGAAAGAGAAGCCUGUGUUUUAGUUUGUGAACCAUGUCUGUGAGUAGCCUCAAAUGAUGUCCGCUACCAUACCCUCUUUUCCUGGUGUGUUUGGGGUGCAAUCUCACCACAUAGCCUUUGUUGGCUGGAACCUGCCAUGUAGACUAGUCCUUGAACUCACAGCGGUCCUACCACCUCGGCCUCUCCAGUGCUAGGACGGGUGAGUGCUAUCACACCUGGGUUAGAAGCUUCCUUUGGUUUGAGAAAAUUACCUUAAAGUGUCUGACUCCUCUGGAGAAGACACCUGCCCCUGCCCCCAGAACCCUCCUCAUACACUGUGAGUGGCCCAUCCAGAACUUCUCUGGGUUAGCCACACUUCUAAAUCUUGAAGAUCUCUUGGCCUUAUCCCAUCGUAUUCACGUAAGCUGACCUCUGCUUACUCUGAGAAUGAGAUCUAAGGUGGCCAUUUUUUGUUCUGUCAGCAAGAAAAUCACUGGCCUUUUUUUGGUGAAAGACACGUUUCACCUUUAUGGUGGCUUCCUCUAUUCCUCCCACAUGAGUCCCUGUCAUGAUUAAUCUGCGACAUUGGCGGGCCUCGGUGAAAGCCAUUCCUUAUCACACAUGUGGACAUGAAGUUAUAGGUUGGUGUAGAUCAAGUCUCUUCGCCCUGGGUGCAUGUCUAACUCAUGGCUGUUAGACAAGGGGCAUAUAUUAAAUGUCACUGAAUGAAUGGGUAGAAGGACCCUGUGGGGGUAAUUGGAAUGAGGACGUGCGCGUGAGUACACAAACCAUAUGAGGUAGAGCAGACCUUCUGCUCAGAGACAGCCCCAGCCAUCCACAGUGGCCUACAAGCCCUGUCCGUAAACCCCUUAUAUUUACAGAGCAGAGCCCAGAAUCCCAGAAUCACCAGAUGUUAGGAUGCAUCAACCAAGAAAUGGGAGGAACUGGGAAGCCGCAAGGAGAAGCCCCACAGACCCACUUACCCGCAAACCUCAGCACAGCUCCCAGCCAAUUCUCCAACCCCCACAGCUUUGGUCACCCCAUCCCUGCUGGCUGUGAACCAAUAAAGAUGGCUGUACCU
Molecule: messenger RNA, 2516 nt
Organism: Microtus ochrogaster (prairie vole)
Lineage: Eukaryota; Metazoa; Chordata; Mammalia; Rodentia; Cricetidae
Gene: Fndc9
Product: fibronectin type III domain containing 9
Exons: 1
Coding region: 71-661 (196 amino acids)
Molecular function (GO): protein binding
Source: RefSeq, a predicted model, not a curated record